AUGACGCUCGACCCCCGCGAACCCUCGCCCGAGGAUCCGUCCAGCGGAUUCGGCCAGGCCUUCCCCGAAGGCGGCUGUCAAGCAUGGACAUGUCUGCUAGGAUCGUGCCUGUUGAUGUUCCCAUCCUUUGGCUUUCAGGCUGCUGUGGGCGCCGUUCAAGACUGUAUCAGCCUGCACCAACUGUCCGGGUAUAGCGUGCGAGACGUGGGCUGGAUCAUCGCUAUCUUGGUGUUUCUGACCCUGUCCCUGAGGGUCCAGCCGCCAGCUUUCACCUCGUACAUCCUGCUCGCCGAAUGCACCAAGUACUGGCACUUCAUCCUCUGCCUAUCGAUCCUGGGAGGCGUCUCCGCAGCCGUCAACACAAUGGUUGCAAUCGCAGUGCUAAGCCAGUGGUUCCAUCGCCGACGGGCAUUAGCCUCUGGCCUGUGCAUGGCAGGCUCGUCCGCCGGCGGAGCAGUGAUCACUCUGAUCCUCCAAACAAUAUUCCCCUGCUACGGCGUGAUCCUGGUGCGCGGCCGCCUCCCAGCAGGCAACCGCACCGCCAGCCGCGCAACAAUCGACAUGGGCGCGUUCCACUCCCCGCGGCUGUGUUUCCUGACCGCAGCGGUAUUCGCCUUCGAGUUCAUCAUGUUCGGGUGCGCGGCGCUGCUGCCGACGUACGUGCGGUUUUCCGGGAUCUCGACCAACGUGCAGCUCUACUCGCUCACAGCGCUGAACAGCAUGAGUCUGCUGGGGCGCGUGCUGCCCGGGUUCGCGGCCGACCAGGUGGGUCUGUUCAACGUCUUGCUGUGUCUGGUGGUGGUCACAUUGGUGGUGAUGGCCGCCGUGUGGCUGCCGUUCGGGUCGCGUGACGUCGCUAUCUUUGGCUUCGGGUCCGGUGGCUGGCUGUCGCUGGCACCGGUGUGUGCCGGCCAGCUCUGUCGCACUGAGGAGUACGGCCGGUUUUACGGAACGGUUUACUUUGUUGCUGCGUUUGGUGUACUUUUGACUGUGCCGGGUGGUGUUGAGUUGUUGCAGGCCACGACGCCGCAGGUGCUGGUGGGGUUUUAUGCCGCUGUGUUGCUUGUGGGACUUGUUGCGUUGACGCUGUCGCGGUGGGCGGUGUUGGAUUAGAAGUGGCGGUGGAAGGUUAAGGUCUAGGGUUAGAGUCUUCUAGUUAUGAAGUCUGUCUUGGAGGAAUUAUAGGAGCUUUGGAUGAUGGCAGUAGUGAUUCUUUAUGUG
Messenger RNA from Aspergillus homomorphus CBS 101889, 1221 nucleotides. RefSeq names its product MFS general substrate transporter. Bases 1 to 1113 code for a protein of 370 amino acids. Gene Ontology annotation, cellular component: fungal-type vacuole membrane. The record is from RefSeq and is a predicted model, not a curated record. NCBI's taxonomy places the organism in Eukaryota, Fungi, Ascomycota, Eurotiomycetes, Eurotiales, Aspergillaceae. The transcript is spliced from 4 exons.